Molecule: messenger RNA, 1394 nt
Organism: Xyrichtys novacula (pearly razorfish)
Lineage: Eukaryota; Metazoa; Chordata; Actinopteri; Labriformes; Labridae
Source: the annotation of a GenBank genome assembly
AUGGCUAACAAAGGUCCAUCCUACGGCAUGAGCCGGCAGGUCCAGGAAAAGAUCGACAGCAAGUAUGACCCUGAGCUGGAGCUGAUCCUGGUGGAGUGGAUCAGCCGUCAGUGUGGCUCUGGUGUGGGAAAACCAGAGGCCGGCAAAACGGGGUUCCAGGCCUGGCUGAAAGACGGCUCUGUGAGUGCAGCUUGUUUGGCCCUCUAAAUGCUGCGAUGACUGAAGGUUGAGGAUCGUUUUUCAUGCAUGUCUGUCUGUUUUUCCCCCUCAGGUCCUGGGCGAGCUGAUCAACAGUUUGUUUCCUGAUAACAAACCUGUGAAGAAGACCCAGGGCUCGACUAUGGCCUUCAAACAGAUGGAGCAGAUCUCACAGUUUCUCAGCGCUGCAGAGUUGUAUGGCGUCACCAAGACUGACAUGUUCCAGACUGUGGACCUUUGGGAAGGUUAGAGGAUCUCUAUUCCUCGAACUGAGUCCUGAGUUUUCAAGAAAGAAAAAAAGAGUUGGAGUAGAGAGCAUGCCACAAACCCACCUGUUAUUUAAAUCAACCAUGCCUCCAUUAUGAUUCCCAUUUUUAAAUCACAUGUUUAAAGUUCUAUUAUUUUUGAAUCCCCAAACUGUUUGUGAGCUGAUUUAUUUUUAUUUUUUUAUCAUGUAGUGCCAAAGAAAUAUAAACAAAACAGUGCAAAACAAAGAGAGCACUGUACUAAAACAUAGGUCUCGUACAUUUCUCUGUGUGUUAUUAACAAUGAUUCUCUGUGUUGUAAGUAAGUCCAGGGAUCCUUCGUUGAUGCAACAGCAUUUGAACUUUUUAGGAGUUCCAGUUUAGUUGCAACAGGUCAUCAAUGUCUAAAGCUUUUGUCCCUUAUGAUUGGUCUUAACAUGCUGACCCAAGGACAUCCCUCUUUUCACACUCUUGACCAUCCAUCCUAGUUGAUGGUGUAUUAGAGGGGAAAAUUAGUGCAAAAAUACAAAAUUGCACAUGCAUAGAAACAUGGUAUCGUGUAGGUAAGAUAAAAAUGUUAUGGUUGACUUUAAUGAUGAUGCUCUAUGUGUGCACCUGGACAGGUAAGGACUUGGCGGCCGUGCAGAGGACCCUGUCAGCUCUGGGUAGCUUGGCCGUCACAAAGGAUGAGGGCACAUACAAUGGAGAUCCCAACUGGUUCUUCAAGUGAGUCUGAAGCAUGAAAUGAAACGUGGAGAAGGUGAUAAAACACUUGAAAUCAGCUCAAAUGAUAUUUCAUUAAUGCUUUGCAGGAAAGCUCAGGAGAACAAACGAGAUUUCUCUGAUGACCAGCUCAAAGCAGGCAAAAACGUGAUCGGUCUACAGAUGGGGUCCAACAAAGGAGCCAGUCAGGAGGGCAUGAGCUACGGCAGACCCCGACAGAUCCUGUAA